Molecule: messenger RNA, 2748 nt
Organism: Adineta ricciae
Lineage: Eukaryota; Metazoa; Rotifera; Eurotatoria; Adinetida; Adinetidae
Source: the annotation of a GenBank genome assembly
AUGUUAAACAGAAAACAUCGAAUGAUGUCAACAUUUGGUUUACUCUUACAAAUCCAUCUUGCCUUUUCCUACACAAAAACAUCCAAUGAUUAUGAUCUGUAUGGAAUCAAAGUAGCAAUGAAUGAUUAUAUCAUGGUUAGUGUCGAUAAUCUGAAUAUGGUUUGGUAUGUCAUUCCAGUGGUACCGAACAAUUCUAUAUACAAUGCCAUCGCUUUCAACGAAACAAGCUGUGAUUUUGUUUAUAGUGUCGUUGUUCCUGUUUGGAAUAUAAGUUCAUUCGUUUACAAUUGCAUCGAUUAUCAAGGCCGAAAUGUGAUUGGUCAUUUUGUUAGUAGUAGUAUACUUUCAUUUUCAUUGGCGGAUGAACAGAUAGUGUCAAAUUACUCGACACAAGACAAUUUUAUCAUCGAUAUUGAUGGACAAGAUGCGGGUGUAUAUGGAUUUGCUGAUGAUUUUAUGUUUUACUAUGAAUUGAAUCCAGCACAUUCACUAACAAUAUGGUCUAAUACAUGGAAUAUGUCUCCACGAGCGCUCGAUAUCGGUUCAAAUGUUGAUUAUGGUGUGAUCAUUGGUUAUUGUCAAAUAACAUCGUCUUUAGCGCAAGAAUGUGCUUUCAUCAUUCAGUUAAACAAGUCCUUGUCAUAUCCUGUCCGUACAAAUGAAUUCUCUAUUCAAAAUUACAUCCAGUUUCCUUAUUCUGAUCCACGUACUAAUCAUCAUAUCACACAGAGUCGUCUGUAUUCUGCCCAAACAGUUUUAUCAAUAGCCAUCACUUGGCGAACUCGUCGUGUUCUAAUAGGUAUUCCAUCACUAAACAUAGUAUUACUGUAUUCAUUCGAUAACCCUCAAAAUUUGGCCGGUAGCCGUCAGAAUGGAUUAGGACUGAUGGGAUUUGGGAAAGGUGUUGCAUGGUUGGAUGAUCAAGGUGAAAAAGCGGUAAUUAUUGCUAACAAAUAUGUCUAUUCAUCUUAUCAAUGGAUAUCUUCGUCUAUUCACGUUUAUGAUAUACAGUCCGAUGGGUUCACCGAUGGUGCACGGCCCAUUCUUAUCUAUCCGAACAGCCAACAGAUAUUGUUUCCAUGGAUUAAUCCAUCAUUCUUGCGUCUUAGCUGCUCAGCUUCUGGACAUGUGACCAUAUUUGAUUUAUUGGGCAAUGCAGCUAUUCUCUUUGCUGCACCAGCAGGUACUUAUCCGAGUACAAACUCAGAUUUUUAUACGUCGAUUAUUGUAUCUUGCAUUCGUGGCACCUAUCGAAACUAUACUGGAAUUGAAUUGUGUUUUCCGUGUCCAGAAGGAACGUAUUCAAGCGAUUGUUUGCCGUGCAGAUCAAAUGAUUCAUUUUGUCCAUUUGGUUCCGUUGAGGAAAUCGCAUAUUCGACAUUUGAAUCAAACGAUCAAGAUCAAGAUUAUCCAGAAUCACCUGAAAAUAUCGUAUUUGAUGAUAUACUCAUGCAGAACAUGUUCAGUUUCAAUGUACAAUCGAUCCAUUGUCUUCUUGUAUCACCUAUCACUUGGGUAUUCGUUGUCAUUAUGUUAUCUGUUAUCAUAGCUAUUGUAACGACAAUUCAUGAAUAUUUUGGCCCGGGCAAACAUAACAUACGUGAUUGGAUAAAACAGAUCUUGAGAAAAGUCGAUCUUAUUGGUGAAGGACAGUUAUGGAUUGGCGGCCUGGUCUCGGCAGCUAUUGUUGUUCUCAUUGUUUCGGCUUAUGUAUUUUCGAGUAAAUACACCUAUGAAUAUCCACUCGAACAGUCCACAAGCGCUAGUGCAUUUGCAUGCGAUGUCUCAUUGCGUAAUGCAAAAUUCAGUACUACUCUGCAAAAACUACCAAGCUCACGCAGUGCCACAAAAGAUAUUCAAGCUAUUUUCGACCUACUCAACCUACAAUCAUUUACACUCAACAUUGAUCUAGUACAAACGGCAUUUACAUGUGAUGAUACUUUAUUUGUACAACGUUUCAUUGGGUAUACAGAGACAAAUUUAACAAUUUCAAGUUGCGAAACAAGAUUUAACGACAGUAUUCUUUCGCUAGCUAUCCGAUUACCAGUUCAAGAAAUCAGUUUACAAGUGACUUUAUUAGGACUGAAGACUAUCGGUGCUAUUCGUCUUGGAUUGUAUGGAUCAGGUUCCACCACUGAUAACAAAAGGUACAAGCUCAUGUCACUCAAUUUCUCGUCGACUUUUGUUCCUCUCUCGAUUAAUCAAGUUCUUGCUUCAGCUACUCUCUUUUCUCUACAAUUAACUCAAAAUGUAAAUCGAACCGCUCCGUUGAGUACCGAUGGAUACUCGACUUACAGUGCCAUGUGGUCUCCUUCAUUCAAUGUCAACACUGAUGAACUAUUCUCGGAAGAAACUCGACAUACCUUGUUUCAACGAAUGUAUACGAACAUCAGUAUCACUAUCGAAAAGUCCAUCUUCUAUGUCAGUAAUGUACAAGAGCCAAUUGCACGACGUACUGAGAUCAUUUUUCAUAAUCUUCUGUUUACGAUCGUUGUUUUGGAAUUGUUUGGUUUAUUCUUUCUUAUUUUUAAAUUGCUCCUUUUCCCGUUGAUGCAAUCGAUAAUCGAACGUAUAUCGACAAAGAAAUGUGGUGUCAUUAGCAAAGACUUAUUCUUGUCCAAAAUAGUUAUCAAUAAGACUACUCCUGCAAAAACUGAUCAACUGGAUCUUGAUAAAAAAUCAUAUUGUGAAUGGUCAACAGUUGUUGAAGAUGUAGAAAAGCCUACGACUGAAAUGAAUCAUUCGUAA